CAAAUGUCCAACUCAUUCAAAGAUGCGGGUCUCCGCCAUUUUUGUGGUAUUUAUCCGUUACUUGCAAUGAAAUGCUCCUGAAACGCUCGAUUACACGUGCGGAUGGUUGCUAGGCUACAUGUCUGCGUGCACAACAAUGACUAACGAUGACGACAAGCAGAACGUGGCCACCAACUUCGUGCACAUCCUGGAGGAUCACGGUGAGAACCUGCGCAACCAGCUUUACCAGCAGUGGCUCAGGGGAGAGCACUGCGACCUCGUCAUCAAGUUCAAGGACGGCGAGAUCAACGUCCACAGCGCCGUACUGUUCGCCGUCAGUCCCACCCUGGAAGAACUGCCCAAGAAGAAGCCCAUCAGAUACCUCAACAUGCCGGACAUGGAGUUAUCGGAUCUCGAUCCCCUCAUUAAAAUGGCCUACACUGGAGUUCUGUGUGUAGAUAUGCAGUAUGCGGAAGGCGUUGCUAUGGCGGCAAGGAGGCUGGGUAUGAAGGACAUAUGUUUGGCUAUUCGUGGCUAUUUAGAUAAAUAUCAGAAAAACCCAUCAAACGGGCCCAUUAUAGUUUCGUCCCAGAAAUUGGACUAUGGUGAUAAAAGUGCAGAAAAUAGUAUUAAAAGAAACGAGAAAGCAUUUCACAAAACACGACAAAUGAAGAAUAAGGUGCGUAAACUAAAUUUGGGAAAAAAGAGACUUCACAGGAAAGAAAUGAAAGGAAGAAAAUAUUCCAACAAGAAAAUCCCACUCAAGUCAUACGGUGACGGAGAAAGCAUUCAAAAUGGCGACUCUGUAACUGAGAAAGACAGCGACGAAAGCAUACCAUCACUCCAGAAAGAAAUCAAGAGAGAGGAAGAUGUGGAAGCUGAUGAAUAUUCCACCAUGGAAAGUCAUUCUGGGAAAACAGCUGAAGACUUUGAUGAAUCAGGAUCAGAGACUGAAGACUAUGACGAGGAUAGCACGUCUGGCGUGGAAAUGAUGGUUGAUGAUACCGACCCUGAAUACAAACCAACGUCAUACGUCAGCAAGACUCUAUAUGGCAACAAAGAUAGAGUCAUCGACCUCGGCGAAAUGAAAUUCGAAGGUGUAGCGAUGACAUCACCUAAAUUGGCUUUUUUAGGUCGAAGAUCUAAGUCGAAGCGACGACGUAGAAACGAGCAAGGCAAGCUGAAGUGCCCUGGUUGUGAUGCGGUGUUCGACGCUGAGGUUGACCUCAAGAAGCACGUGCAGUCCGAGGAGGCGCACAUGCUGUUCCGGUGUCCGGAGUGCGAGCUCAGCUACAUCCGGAAGUCGAACCUGACCCGCCACAUGAGGACGGCGCACUCGAAGGAAUUCCACCUCAAGUGUCGUUACUGCGACAGCGUCGCCAACACCGAGAAGGGGCUGCGGGAACACUGCAGGACGAGACACAACAACCCAAACCCUUUCGAGUGUGACGAGCCCAACUGCACGUACAAGACGUACAAGUACGACUUCCUGCGCCGGCACUUACAGAUCCACAACACCAAUCGAGAAUUCGUCUGCGACAAAUGUGGGAAGACGUUCUCCCAGCACGCGGGCCUGGCCAGCCACAGACGCACGUGCUACCAGCUCCAGGAGUACCUCUGUGACUUCUGUGGCCAGGCGUUCAACCACAUCCAGAGCAUGAAGUCCCACAGACGGACGAUCCACCUGGGGGAGAGACCCUUUAUGUGUAGUGAGUGCGGGUCCAGAUUCACGGACCACAGGAAUCUGAAGCGGCACAAGCGAAUCCAUGAAAACAGCUUCCCCUAUUCGUGUGAGAUAUGCGGACAGAAAUACAGACAUUCUAAUUCUCUGAAGGGACAUAUGAAACGACACGGAGAUUCUUUCUUACACCAUGGCAUCAGUUCCAAACAAGAUGGUAAAGAAAGCGUUGAUUCACGAGCCGCCGAAAACUCGGCUAGUGGCAAUCUUUCUUUUCCUAAUCUGUAUUCUCAAACCUUCACACCUAAACCACAAGAAAUGCUUGAAGCCCAGUACCAAACCAAGACCAGUGUUGAUCACACGAACUUAAGCUUCAAUAGCAGAGUCGCGGAGUUAUCUUCUCAUAAAUAUCCCAAUGAUUCGGAGAUACCUGCUCCUAAAUAUCCAACUGAUGCAGACAUACAUAUGCAACUGAACUUUAACAAACAUCAAGAGUUACCUUCCCACGAAUUUCGGCAUAAUCCAGAUGCUAAUCCACAUGGUGAUUAUAAUAAAGAUUCGGAGUUACCUCCCCAUUUAUACAUUCCACUGUACAGGGCAAAAUCGAACAAUGACUGUACUACAGACAUAAGUCAGACUGAUGAAUAUUCAUCAGUACAAAACCAGAGUCAAAAUUCAGAACUUGGCGAUCUGGCGGAUCUGUGCAUGACAUCCAAUUUAUAAAGACAAAAUAACCAUAACAUAUUUAACAUGGGCUAUACGAGUUUUUCUCAUCUUUUUAUUCUCUCUCUCUCUCUCUCUCUCUCUCUCUCUCUCUCUCUCUCUCUCUCUCUCUCUCUCUCUCUCAUAUGUUAAUGAAGCACAUCUACAUUUGUUUAUUUGUUUUUUUCGUUGUUUUUGUUAUCAGAGGUGUUGU
Gigantopelta aegis is the source of this 2573-nucleotide messenger RNA. Its product is annotated as zinc finger protein 492-like. Gene Ontology annotation, biological process: regulation of transcription by RNA polymerase II. NCBI's taxonomy places the organism in Eukaryota, Metazoa, Mollusca, Gastropoda, Neomphalida, Peltospiridae. The record is from RefSeq and is a predicted model, not a curated record. The coding region runs from base 119 to 2380 and encodes 753 amino acids. The transcript has 2 exons. Gene Ontology annotation, molecular function: protein binding; DNA-binding transcription factor activity; RNA polymerase II cis-regulatory region sequence-specific DNA binding.